Molecule: messenger RNA, 5902 nt
Organism: Copidosoma floridanum
Lineage: Eukaryota; Metazoa; Arthropoda; Insecta; Hymenoptera; Encyrtidae
Gene: woc
Product: zinc finger protein without children
Source: RefSeq, a predicted model, not a curated record
ACUAUCACUAUCGACGAGGGUGGGAGACGAAUAGAGGAGAGAUGAUUGUGUUUUAGAAUCUAGUGCGGCUGCUCCGUUCCUCCCCCCUUCUGCUCUCGUUUAGUUACUGUUGCAAAACUAUUCUGCUGCAUCGCUCCUCUUGUGUGUUCGCGAAUUCGCGCGAGAGGCGCGCACGAGGACUCCGUUGGCGAAAGCGGCAAAAAAAUCAGUUUUGCAAUUAAUAAUACAGAAACCCGCGUCAUUUUCCUUAUCAUCUGGUAGUCUUGCAUUUUUCACAUGUAUUACUGGGAUGCUUUGAUAAUCACCGGCAACAAAGUGGGGAGCGGGGCCGACGGAAUCUAACCUAGACGCUGCCUCUACCGCGAUUCCCCAAAAUUUCCAUGCAUAUCCUUCCUUCCUCGGGCGUGCGCUUUUCAAGUUUCGAGGUUAUGUUUGAAAAACCGACUCUUUCGUGACUCGUUACAGUAAACUCAAUUUUUUCCCUUUCUUCUCUGCAUGAAGUACCUACGAUGAACCGAUGAAACCGAAAUAAAAUUGAUUCUUGUGAUAUUCGAUACCUACAAUGUCUCGUGGAGGAUGACUGUUUCAAACUCUCGACUGAUCUGAGGAACAGAUUAUCAAUCACUUACUUAUACAACAGGAGUGAAAAUUCAGUUGUAAAAAAUGGAUCCACCAAGUAAUGAAGAGAGUGUUGACAAUGUUGACACUGUUGUUGAAAGCGUGGAAACUAUUGAUGCACCAAAAGAAAACAAUGACGUGGUUGUUCCUGUAGAACCAGUAACUUCCACUGAAAAGCCAAAUGAACCAUCUAGUGAGUCAGAAAUAUUAAUAACCAAUGAAGUAGACAGCAGCAAAGACAAAGAGCAGCUAGGUUGUGAAAAUACUAUGGAAGUUACAGAAGUACUGGAAAUCAAUAGGGUGCAGAGGGAAAAUUGUUUGGAAGAAGUAACACCUAUGGAAGUAGAUGAAGUAGAGCCUGUUGAAGAAGCAAGUGAAAGUAAUAUUAAUAGAGACGAAUCUAGCACAGUUGAAGAUAAAAACAAAAAUGAGGAAGCUAUCAACAGUGAUAAGCAAAAAGACAUUAGUGAAAAUAAUGAUCAGAGUAGUUGUAAAGAAGCUGAUAAGAGUUUAGAGUCUUUGGAGGGCGGCUUAUUGAUUUGUGAAACUGAAUCAUCAAAGGAUGAGUCCAAGUUAGAUGAUAAAGAAACCAGUGCACAACCGGAUGCCAGCACAGAAAAUGAAAAUAACAAAAAGGAAAGUUCAAAUAAGCUUGAUGAAACUAAUAAAAGUAGCAGUGAGGACAGCCCAUCUAUGGAAAAAGAAAGUGAAAAAAAAACACCAGAAAAUGGAUCAGCUGAGCAACCUAUACAAUGUGAUGAUGUUGAAAUGGAAACUUCAGAAGAAAAAGAAUCAACUAAUGAAAAAAACGAUGCCGUUGAGAAUACGGAGUUUGUCUUACUUAAUCAGGAAAAAGAUGAUUCUCAGCUGGAAAAUCAGUCAGAUGCUGUUGAUCCAUUUGAAGGUGAUAAUAAUAGUUCCCAAACAACCAACAAUGUUGAAUCUAUGGAAGUAGAUUCUGGUAACAAAGGAUCUAAAACUGCUGAGGAAGAAGUUAGUUCCAAAAAUGAAGAUACUUCUAAAGAUAAGGAAAAGGGUACUACAAGUAAUGAUGAAAAUGAAAAAGAAGUAGAAGUCAUUCAAGAAGAAAUUUUAAUCGUGGAAAAAUCAACAGAAGAAGUUAAGGAAACUGCUUCGACAGAAUCUUCAGAGAAAAAAAGUGACGAGUCGUCAGAUAAUAUCUUACUUAAUCCAAACAAAGAACUGUGCAUAAUGCCUGGUGAUAGUACAAAAGAUAAAACUAGUGAUAAGGAAAAAUCAAGUGACCCCAAAAGUGCCGAAAAAGACAAGGAGGUAGACGAAGAAGACGAUAUCCUGAUUGAAGAGGAAGUGAGCAAAACCAGUAAAAUCUUGGAAAACAGUGAAAAAAGCAAGAAUGUCCCGUCAACGAAAUCUGCGGAUAAAACUAUCCAAAAGGUUGGCCUAAGAGUGGCAGCCUUAACCACGGAAUCAAAUGACAUACAGGUAAACAAAUCAAGUGAUAGUCUGGCUAUCGUUACUUCAGACGUAAUUGAGAUUGAUGACGAUGCCAAGAAUUCAGAAGUAGAAGAAAUCUCGGCCAAUGAAGUUUGUAAGCAGUGCAAGAAAGAAAAACCUUGCUCCAUUAAAGUCAAAGUUGGUACAAAAAGCUACAAUGUCUGCUCGGAUGCCUGCAAAACGGCCUUUUCCAACGAUAACAACAAGGCAACUGACAUACCCAGCGAGGGAGUCAAUUCAAAAAGAGAGAAGCGUUGCGCUAACUGUCUUUUAAUCGUCGAGGCCAAGGACGAACGCAACCUGUCCUGGGAAACCAUGGAAUUUUGUAACGAGGAGUGUUUAGGCAAAUUCCAAACAAAGUACGGCAGUUAUUGUAGAAAUUGCAAUGGGUCAGUUCAAUCAGUUAGCUUAGGAAAGUACUGUGUGCGCUUUGGCUAUGAUGUUAGGCAGUUUUGCUGUUCCACGUGUCUAGAAGAGUUCAAAAAGGGUCUUAAAAUCUGCAGUUAUUGUCAAAAGGACAUCAGCGCGGGAACUGAAGGCUUUCUUGCUCCUGUAGGUGAUAAAGGCCAGUUCAAAGACUUCUGUAGGCAAGAUUGCAUGGAUAAAUACUCAAGGAUGAACUCUUCAGAACCACCUGCACCUGAAAAUAAAAUUUGCAGUGUUUGUCAAGAGGAGAAAGUUGUGCACUGCGAAGUUCAAAUUGGUGGAUCUGCACCAGUAGCGAUUUGCAGUGAACCCUGCUUCGCUGCUUUCAAGUUUGUCAAUAAAGUCGAUCCCGAACAGUGCUCUACUUGCAAAAAGUAUUUUCAGUUACCUACAAGAAAAGGUUUCACCGUCUUCCAUGAAGACGAAGCCCAUUCGUUUUGUAACAAAACUUGCCUAAACAUCUUUAUUAUUACAAACAGAAAGAUUGUUCCCUGUAGCUGGUGCAAAGUAAAAAAGUAUAAUUUCGAUAUGAUUAAAAAAGAAUUGAAAGUAGGGCAGACCAUUAUGAUGUGCAGCUUGAAUUGCUUGACUUUAUACGCGGUAUCUAUUAAUGCGGUGUCAGCGCGACGUAUCCACUGCGAUUUUUGUAAAGAAUACUCUCAAGCCCAAUAUCAUUUGACCAUGUCCGACGCAACUAUUCGUAAUUUCUGCUCCUACAAGUGCGUCAUGAACUUCCAAGCCCAAUACACAAAGUCACCUAUAACAAUUCCUUCAAAUGAUAUUGGUCCUGGCGAUCCAGUUCCCACUGGCUGCCCAAAACGGGCAAUCAUACCCGUGCAGCAACGGAUUCAGCCAGUCACGAGCACGGAAUCACACGGGCCAGUGUCGGUAGCUCAGAAAAAGACGAUGCCGGUCAUAUCGUCUGUGACUAGUCUCGCGACAAUCGCCAAUGGCCAAGUGCAAAGUACGAUGCAAUUGCAGAAUACAGCUCAGCAAAGUAUAGGCACCCAAAUUCAACCAAUCACGAUUCAAGGCCCACAUCCUGUGAUUUAUAAACAGCAGAUUGUUACGAGGCCACCAUCGCCGGUCGAUAUCAGCAACAAAAUGACGCAGUGUCGUCCACAGACACACACCAAAGGUGUGUCAGUGCGACCAAUUCGCUGUGAUCAAUCGACGCAGACUGACGCGCCAGAAAAGAUUUAUAUACCGAUACCAAUACCCAUAUUUGUGCCUGUACCAGUGCACAUGUACCAUAUGCCAUUUCCCGUUCCUACGCCAAUUCCAAUACCCAUACCCGUACCUAUUUUCAUCCCUACGACGCGAAACAGCAUCAAGGGUAUUUCCAAGGAGCUUAAGCGGAUACAAGAAAAAAUACCGGCGGACCCGUAUGAAGCUGAAUUACUUAUGAUGGCUGAGAUGGUCGCAACUGAGAAAAAGAAUGAAAGUGAUUCGGAUUCUAAUAAUGAUGAGGCCAGGGACGAUGGGGAGGUAAAUGAGACGAACGAGGGUAACGAAGGCACACAAGGAGACUCGUAUGGUCCAGAAGAAGUGGAUUCGUCAAACGCCUUUGGCGAGGACAUGUUGCAAAUAGCCCUAAAAAUGGCCACUGGAGAGUUGGAAGAGUCAACUGUCGAUCUUGAUACAGCCCUCACGCCUAGUACGAUACAGAGUCCGCCAAAGCCUCAGAACGAGGAAACGAAUAACACGGAGAACGAUGCAGUUCAACCGAUACGAGUUCACUCGAGCCGAGGACGCAAGCGGGGCAGUACGAACAAAACGCGAGGUGUACCUAGCAAGAGAGGCCGGCGACAACACAACGCCAAUGAUGUUAAACUAUCGGCUGGAGCCGCAACACCGGCUAGGAUGAUCCAGCCUGCUGAAAGGCCUGAUGCUAAUAUGUCUCUGAAGUACACCUAUGGUGUAAAUGCUUGGAGGCAAUGGGUCAUUACCAAAAAUGCGGAAUUGGAGAAACAAAGUACACCUACGAGGAAGCUGAAACUCUUUAAGACCGAUUUACUGCAGUUAACAGCGGACGAGUUGAAUUAUGCCUUGUGCUUAUUUGUGAAAGAGCUUCGAAAACCAAAUGGGGCAGAGUACGAGCCAGACACUAUAUUCUACUUAUGUUUAGGUAUUCAACAAUAUUUGUUUGAAAAUAAUAGGAUAGAUAAUAUUUUCACAGAUGCAUAUUACGAAAAAUUUACUGAUUGUCUUAAUGAAACUGCCAAAAAGUUUGCUUCCCUUUACGAUAAUUCAUUCCGUGUGAUUACAAGAGUUGAAGAAGAACAUUUAUGGGAGUGCAAACAGUUGGGAGCACACUCGCCACACGUACUUUUAAAUACACUUAUGUAUUUCAACACUAAACACUUUAACUUAGUGUCCGUUGAAGAACACAUGCAGCUUUCAUUUUCUCACAUAAUGAAGCAUUGGAAACGAAACUCUACUGGACAAUCUGGUGGAGCAGUUGGAGGUAAAGUGGCUGGGUCACGUAAUGUGUUAUUGCGAUUUUAUCCCCCUCAAUCUGCUCUUGAAGCCAAUUCAAAGAAGAAAAAAGUUUACGAGCAACAAGAAAAUGAAAACAAUCCACUGCGGUGUCCAGUAAAAUUAUAUGAAUUUUACCUCUCCAAAUGCCCUGAAAGUGUAAAAACGAGAAACGACGUAUUUUACUUAUUGCCAGAGCGAAGUUGUGUACCCGACAGUCCAGUUUGGUACUCGACAUCUCCUUUGGAUAAAGAGCAUCUUGUUAAAAUGCUUUAUCGUAUCAAGAUGGUAAAAGAGAUUAAUGUGGCUCUUUUGUCGUCUUAAUUGUGCCGCCUACCUUGUAAGUUAAAGCUACACGCUUGGCUUCUUCAUUAAGCUGUACAUCAAUUGUGUAAAAUAUGGAAGCGCUAAUUACUUGCUGCAAUCCAAUAAGAAUACAGACUACCUUAUGUUUACUUUGUAUGUUUGUCAUUUAAUGAAAGAUUCUGUGUAUAAAUAAGAUGUCUCAAACUGCACUAGCACAAAUUUUUUUUUGUUAUUAUUUUGACAAACAUUAUUGUGAGAAAGUGAUUAUUAUGUGUCCUUAGGUCUUUUUAAAUUUAUGGUAAUUUCUACUCUGUUAAACUAUAAGUAUUUUGUAUUGCUUAGACUUAAAUUGUACACAAAGAGAGUAUACACUAGUAGUAAUAUUAAGAUGUUUGUGGUAACAAAACAAUUAAGAUUGAAAAAAAAGUUUUGUUCAUGGCGAACUGUUGAGAAACUAUCUUUUGUAUAUAUGAGAGUGAUGCAAAUCGACCUUAAAAUUUAGUUUUAACACAGAAUCAUCCGAUUAAACCGCUAUGUAAUAUAAACGUUUCACAAGUCAGGGUUUGUUCACCAUCUUGUAUUUUUUAAUUAUACGUAA